UCGUGCUGCACUCAUCCACGUAAAAACGUAUGCAUUUUUGUAGUGCGCGUUUGCAGAUAUCUACAGAAACAGGUUUAAGCUGAUAAUGCAAGAGAGAGUAUUUUAAGGACACCCUUAAUGCAGCUCAUCAAGGAGUCGGUUGAAACCAGAUGUCAUGCUUCCGAGUCUUUUGAAAGAGGCUAAGUCAAUCUUCUAAUCUUUGUUGGUCUUUGUUCUGCUUCUGGCAAGACGUAUUUGAACAUCCGUGCUGUUCAAUUAACACAGAAACAAAGCUUGUAUCGCGCAAGAUUAUCCUUGAAUUCCAUUCGAAGGCUAGCACCAUUGACGACAUAGCCCACAUUAGGAGCAGCAGAUACGGCUAGGCCGUGGAUUCGCUGACACAAUGGCUCUAGACAGAGAUAUUUUACCGCGAAAUCAAUCUUUAAGCAAUAACUCGAUAAAAAAUCCCAAACCGAACCGUGAUCUGAGAGUGGAAUAUUCAUCUGUGAAGCAGGAAGCUCGUAUCUCGGAUAAAACUGAUGCACAAGUGCGGUCGCAACCAAUAGGACUUAUUUAUUGUGCACCCAAAUUGAAACGCGUUUUAAAAGUCGUCUGGACGCUUAUUUUGCUUGCUUACGUUGUUGUUUUGCCGGUAUUAGUUAUGAUUUUAUUUCGAGACUAUUCAGAAAGCAUACAGCGGUUGGACAGUUUACAAGAACGAUGGAAGUUGCACAUUGACCAAGAGUCGACACAGGAAAAGAAUAGACCCAAGCGAAACGCAGCGAAAGCAAUGAGAGAAGCUUUUAAUGUCCAUAGAAACUGUUCUGCCACUAUCCAAGAAUUCAAAAGAAAAUUUCACUUUACAGAGCUUAAGUUGAAAGCUCAUCAAAAAAGAAUACAAAGACUAAUAAAAGCUGGAACAAAUAGUACAGUCUGUUUAUGCAAGCAACUAUUAGCAGCUCCUGUUUGCACGUGUGAAGCAGCUGUCGAGGAGGCCCAUGGCGAUUCAAAGAGGGGUCCACGUGGACCACCAGGUGAUCGAGGACCACAGGGAGACACUGGCACAAAAGGGCCUCGUGGACCAUCUGGAAAGCCAGGUGUAAAUGGAACAUGCAAAUUGAAAACACUGGAUGAAAUCAAAAUAUCAACAACCUAUUUCAGAUGGGGUCGAAAAGCGUGCCCAAAGAGUGCCGUCACAGUGUUUGGAGGUUAUAUGGCGUCUUCAAAAACCAGGCCUCGUCGCACUGGUGGUGGUACAAACUAUGUUUGUUUGCCAUCCACAAACAUAACGUACUCGAAUUUCAAUCUGGAUCCGCUUUCAAGCUUGGUGACGUCAUCUAUUGACGGUGUAAAGUAUGGCAAUAAGCAUCUCUUUAAAACAAAGUUAGUGCAUACCCUAGAUAGGCUUGCGCUGUGCUCAGUGUGUCAACGCUUUCGAAAGACAACCUCCUUAAUGAUCCCAGGCAACAGUACUUGUCCCAAAGACUGGACGUUCGAGUAUCGAGGCUUUUUAAUGGCAGAUUCUGAAAAGAGGACUGAUUUUAUCUGCGUAGAUGAAAGUGCGGAGGGUGGAGGCAGUAGUCUUUCUACAGAUCUGCAUAUUGGGACACUCGUGUACGUCAACGCCAAAUGGCCUAACUGCUUUGCUAAUAAAUGUGCUACGAACAGUGGCACAAAAACGUUGAGAUGUGUGGUUUGCUCCAUGUAAAAUUUAACAUUGAAUGUCAAAUGCAUCCAUGAAACGAUCAGGUCUUGAUGCAACGGGCUGAUUAUUACUGAAGUGGAUCUUACCCGCAUUGGCAUUGGGUCCAAUGUUCAUUAUUGCUACGUACGAAGACGCCCAGCACGCUAUCUUUCGUUUUCAUAGAGACAGCACCUUUAUGCAGAUACAAAAAGCGUUUUGGUUGAAGUUAACUGACGUUUUCUUUGGUGUGAAAUUCAGCGUAAUGGAAUAAUUUGUAAAGACAGAGAAACCACUGAAAAUGGCUCUCACUAAAAAUGCUUUUUCAGAUGUAAUGUCUACGGGAAAACUGUUCAGCUUUGCUGUAUUUCUAACUCAGGCCUUGUCCGAGUUUUGAAAAACAUUUUUCUUCGUUUAGGUCUCUUCUGAAAUAACAGACCUACGCAACAUUGAAAUUUCAGUAGUGUAUAUUAAUGAAUUAUUGUAAAGCAAGUUGCUAACUUGAAUCGUAUAGCGAGUGAGGAAAACAUCAAUGCAUAUGAUUCAAAAUUGAUUUUUAUUUAGUGUCAUGGACCCUUCUGAAGCAUUUGGAAACGUUUGCUUGUUUCGGAACUCAGAGAAUAUCUUUGCGCCCAUGUGCCAAAAGGUUGCUUAACCUG
Molecule: messenger RNA, 2319 nt
Organism: Rhopilema esculentum
Lineage: Eukaryota; Metazoa; Cnidaria; Scyphozoa; Rhizostomeae; Rhizostomatidae
Source: RefSeq, a predicted model, not a curated record